GUGCCACUAUUUCGAAAGUUAUUUUUGUCGUCAGUGAAAACGAUUGCGAUUCUUCGUAUUUAAGAAUUAUAAAAGUCACAAAGCAAUAUUGGCCAAUUAAUCAUAUACAAUUAUCAGAUUCGUGGAUAUGGCGUUAACAAUAAAUCUUACGACGGGUGCUGGUUUUGCAAUUGGGCGAAGACGGGUGGUAUAUAAACAGAGAGCGUUACUCAAACUUUACAUCUUGAAUCAAGUAACUCCUGCUAGUAGGAACCAUCAUGAGUGUUAUCGAAAUACUUCAAGGAAUGUACUUUUUCCUGCUGGGUUCGAUUUCAACAACGCCCGGUGGACAGGACUUCACGUUUACAGAGUAUGAUAAGCUGUAUCACUUAACAAAUUCACUACAAUGCGAAAUAGUUAACGCUACAGAUCCGUUCCAAGCCAACUAUACCAGUAGCAUACAGGCUAAUAUGCGUAGACUUGUAACGCCACUUGUUGACUGUCCACAAAACAUAUGCAAUGCAACAGCAAUUACCCGUAUGGUUAAACAUAACGACGUCCUACAACAAUACAAGGAUACUUUAGAUAAUAUUACCACAUCUUAUACUAGUACACGAGUUCCAACUGCGGAAAGUAUAGACGCUGUACAGGAUACUAUUGAUCAUUUACAAACCAUUUUGGGAAGAGUUGGUUCCUCAGGUGCAACUUACACUCCAGUAUUUUUCACUACUACAAUGUCAACUCCGAUUCAGUUUAUAAGUCAGUCCGACUUUUUCCAACUUCAAGAUUUGUUGGUGCGAGAUCAGGUCUUGUUCGAGUUCUUGCUUUCAUUGCUACGCUAUCAAAAUGAGAUCAAUCUAGAUAUUAUUAAGUUUAGUGGAUGUCGACAAAUCUACAAUUGUGGCUGUUCAGUUCUUCAGCUUUGUCGACUCGACUAUCAAAGUUGCAUCUGAGGAUUUAAGAUCUCCAGUUGUGGUUGCUCAAAAUCUUCGGCUUUAUCGACUCGACUACCAAAGUUGCCUCUGAGAAUUUAAGAUCUCCGACUGUGGUUGUUCAGUGCUUCAACUUUGUGGACUCGACUGCCAAAUUGCCUUAGAUCUUCAGGUGUGGUAGUUCAGUUCUUCAGCUAUUUCCACUCGACUAUCAAAGUUGCAUCAGAGAAUUCAAAAUCUCCA
This is a messenger RNA of Anneissia japonica, 1154 nucleotides long. RefSeq lists its product as uncharacterized. Lineage: Eukaryota; Metazoa; Echinodermata; Crinoidea; Comatulida; Comatulidae. The transcript is spliced from 6 exons. The coding region runs from base 258 to 932 and encodes 224 amino acids. The record is from RefSeq and is a predicted model, not a curated record.